Messenger RNA from Pocillopora verrucosa, 1460 nucleotides. RefSeq names its product dehydrogenase/reductase SDR family member 7-like. The record is from RefSeq and is a predicted model, not a curated record. Lineage: Eukaryota; Metazoa; Cnidaria; Anthozoa; Scleractinia; Pocilloporidae. Gene Ontology annotation, molecular function: oxidoreductase activity.
UAUCAAGCUCGAGUUCAAGGGCGUCGAAGGAAACUUUCCUUGUUAGCACUGAUGGGUCGUAAAUUUUGGAUAGCUGCAAUUUUGGUUCCUCUUUUUUUUUACUUUAUUUUGAAAUACCAAGAUGCUGAUUUUAUAUUGAUGAUGUACGAGAAGAUCGGCCAAGAUCCUGCAACUGCAUUGCGAGGAAAAGUUGUGUGGAUCACUGGUGCUUCCAGCGGGAUUGGAGAAUACUUUGCAUAUGAACUGGCUAAAUACGGCUGUAAACUAGUGCUGUCUGCACGGAGGAAGGCAGAGUUAGAGAGAGUCAAGAAAAACUGUGCAGCAAUUGCAGCUGGUAUUGAUGCUUCAUUUAACAAAGAUCAAGAUAUUCUUGUACUUCCAUUGGAUUUGAUGAAAUAUGACACACAUGGCAACCUGACUCAAGAUGUCCUUAAGCAUUUUGGAAAGAUUGAUAUUUUGGUGAACAAUGGAGCUCGUGGCCAGAGAUCUUGGAUGAGAAGCACUCCUUUAGAGGUGGACAGAGCUAUAUUUGAUUUAAAUGUGAUUGGUACCAUCUCUAUGACCAAAGCAGUUCUUCCACACAUGAUUGAACGCAAAAAAGGACAAAUUGUGGUGGUUAGCAGUCUCGCCGGAAAGACAGCAUUACCCCACUCAGCUACUUAUUGUUCCACCAAAUAUGCACUGCAAGGAUAUUUUGAUGGCGUACGGUUUGAGCUGGCUCGACAUAACAUCCACGUGCAGACGGUUCUUCCAGGGCCGGUAAAGUCACAAAUCAGUGAGAAAGCUUUCACUGGGGAUAUCAAAGUCGAUUUCGGAGACUCACCAGAGUAUGUCAAGAUAAAGUUUCCACUAAUGCCGACUGAACGCUGUGCAAAACUUAUGGUGGUCGGAAUGGUAAACAACUUGGAUGAAAUAUGGAUCUCAGAGAACCCAAUGCUGUUAGGGACUUACAUAAAAGAGUAUUUUCCAAUCCUCUAUAAAUGGAUCUCACAGCCUUUAAUGGAUAAAGUAAUUACUACUCUGGAGUUAAAGACAUCACCAUGAGGGAUACAACGACCAGCCCAGCAGAUGUUACACCCACCCCCUCUCCCCCUAGAAAAUGUGUCAAUUUGUACUGAGAUGCGCCCGUCUGAAAAAAUAGAGUGGGGUUCAAUGUUCGAAAAUUCCAAGUCCUUAGUUUUUAGAAUUUUUAUAUUGAAGUAGUAGGCUAAUAAGGGGUGACAAAAGGCACUUCAUGAUUUUUCACAGGUUGUCUGCAUAUUGACUUGAGCUUAUAAAUUACGGGCUUAUUGUAAUACAGACAAUAGACAUCUAAUCUUGAAUCUACGUAACAAACCGAGAAAAGAUGUUUACACUGAAACAAGAAUUACAAUUAUAAACUGUAAUUAAGAGUGCUGUGGGAAUAACGCAAAACAGUUAUGUGUAAACCUGUUAGCAAAAUUAAACUAGUUUCGACAACA